Molecule: messenger RNA, 1117 nt
Organism: Vigna unguiculata (cowpea)
Lineage: Eukaryota; Viridiplantae; Streptophyta; Magnoliopsida; Fabales; Fabaceae
Product: putative GEM-like protein 8
Source: RefSeq, a predicted model, not a curated record
UCAACCUAGUUAAUAGCCAGAAACAAUGCCUAUUCUGUGAAAAUCAAGACAAGAAUUUGUCCUAUAUACCAAAUUGUAUUUUGAUUAUAAUAAUUGCUACGAAACUUGUAAUACAAAGCUUCCCUUAAACAUACAAUCUUUCAGCAUAUUUUGAAGCAUUCUGUUUCGAGUAUCGAAUUUCUGAAAUCACGAUUAUGAAGUCUUUUGAUACCUCUCCGGGGAGAUCCAUUUCUUUUCCACAUCUUGAUGACAAUUUACCACAAAAUCAAGUUUCUGUUGAUAGCUAUUCUUUCAACAACAAAGGUAAAGAGAAUGACAUGAAGAACACAGGAAAAAACAGCAGUUUUACAUAUAGGAUUCAUGACCAUGUGAAAAUGGGUCCUAAUCUGUCUGAGAUUCUGAAGGGAAAGUUGAGUUUGGGGGCAAGGAUUAUACAAGAAGGAGGAAGAGGGAAUAUUUUCAAGAAUGUUUUCGGGAUGCAAGAGAAAGAGCAAUUGUUGAAGGCCUCUCAGUGUUAUGUAUAUACCACAGCUGGUCCUAUUGCAGGAGUUCUCUUCAUCUCAACCGAAAAGGUUGCAUUUUGCAGUGAAAGGCCAAUAACCUUCAGUUCUGUGACAGGAGAGUUAGCCAGGGCACCAUACAAGGUUUUGAUUCCAAUAGGUAGAAUAAAAGAGGUCAAUGAAAGCCAGAAUGUGAAUAAUGUAGAACAGAAGUACAUAGAGAUAGUGACAGAGGAUGAUUCUGAAUUUUGGUUUGUGGGAUUCUUGCGGUACGAGAAAGCUCUUAAGAAUCUCAACAAAGCCAUUUCCAUGUCCAUUUAUAACCGAAAGCAGUAAAUGUCAAAACUUUCUAUAUUUUUGUGAAGUACUUAGUUUUAUUUUUCUGUUGGGUAGUUAAGAUUCAUAAUGUGAAUGAGAUUUCUAGCAAUGCGGUGUUCAAGUUUAUGCGUGUUGCCUGUUAUCUUUUGGGGAUGAUUAACAGCUGAUGAUGACUAAUUUGUAUAGGUUAAGGUAUAAAACAAGUAUUAAUCUUUACAUAGGUUUAAGGUAGGUCUCAAAGCACUGAGGUCAAACUUUCACAUUCAUAAUGUAUGUCCCAAUCCUAAAUCAAUUGAGCU